AUGAUUUGCCAUCGUCGAUUGAAUUCCCAAGUUGAGAUCUGGGAAGAAAGUGAAGAUGACGACAAAGGGAUUAUGAAGAGUUUUAGGAACUUUGGUCUGGAGCGAGAUGUUGUCGUUCGGUCAGUCAGUCACGGAUUUGUCAUCUCCCGGCCGUCUGCAAUUAGUUCCGCCGCCGACUCAGCCAUUCCGACAAUUUUUAGAGAGAUCGCCGGCAGUCUGUCGACCGCAUCCCGCCGCAAAAACAUCUUCCCCAGACAAGAGGUGCUCCCCGACGAUGACGGUGCGGCCACUUCGGAGUGCAGCGGCGUGCGGCCGCGAGUGUGGUGCUCGCCGGAGAACUCGUCCGUUAUGGCAAUCAGAGACAGUCAUCGGCGGCAGGGUGAGGGUGUUGGCGAUAGGAUGAGGCUUUCAGAUUUGUAUGCCGGUCAGGGGAGGUCCGAUGGUGCAGGGUGA
Striga asiatica is the source of this 453-nucleotide messenger RNA. The record is from the annotation of a GenBank genome assembly. NCBI's taxonomy places the organism in Eukaryota, Viridiplantae, Streptophyta, Magnoliopsida, Lamiales, Orobanchaceae.